GUAGGAAAAAUAGCAUAUCUUGGUUUCCCAUUCAGUUUGGAAUUAUGUCCUAGUCUGCUGACGGAUGUAUUUACAUUAAAUCAUGGAUGAAGAUGAACGACAGAGGAAAUUAGAAGCUGCAAGAUCCAAGAAUUUGUCCAGCAUUCCUCGAAAUCAGGCGCUUGCUAGCUUCAGACAGAAGCGGGCGAAAAGCGACAGUGCGGGGGCGGCGAAAAAGACGCAGAAGAGGAAGGGCCAGGCUGUCAAAAAGAAUGACGGCUCGACGCAAGAUCCUAACGUAGAACCAGCUCCUCCUCCGGCCAACGUCACAGAGCUAGACAACAAGACCAACCAUGAGGCGACCCCAAAGUCAGAACAUUUAGAGGUUCAGCAGAAUGAAAACUGGGAGGAUCAGCCCUCCUCCCUGGAACAAAACCCAUCUCCUCUGGAGGACUUCAGAGACGAGGCAUUAGCUGCGCUGACCGGCAAAGAGCAGCUGAAGCUGUUGCAGGAGGCUGUAGAGAAACGGAAUGAAAUAAUCUCCAAACUCAGCUACAACCUUCAGGAAGCCCUGUCAAGUAGAGACCAGRUGCAACUAGAGGCUCAGUCUCUUGCUGGACAGAUUCAGGCUCUACAGAAGCAGAUCCAACAGACCAGUGUAGAGUUCAAACGUAUUAAAGGUCAGUCCGGGGCUGAAGCUGUUGAUGUCGUGGAGCAUCACCUUUCCUCCCAGGCCGCAAACAUCAAUCACAAGGAGGCGACAUCAAAAGGGAGUCCUGAAUGUUUCARCACCGACAGUGACACAGAAACCGACACUGUUCUGCACAAGCUGAUGACAGAGUUAGAGGAAGAGAGGAGGAACAGCCAWCACAUGAGGGUCCAACUAGCAAAGGAGAUGGAGCGAAACCAACAUGUGCUUUUGUUGCUCGAGGAGGAGAAGCACGAGAGGGAAGAGGAGAGAAAAGCAAAAGAUGCACAACUGCAAAACCUUCAAACCCAUUUAAGCCAAGUACAAACUCAGUGCCUUGAGAUACAGCAGUGCAAAGARGAGAAGGAGAAGUUAAACCAGGAGGUGCUGGAGCUGAGGAAACAGCUUCAGGAGGGAGGAGACGCUGAGAGGAGACGCAGCGAGGACGUUGCCAGCUCUGCUCUUCGUCUUCAGGCUUUUGAGGAAGAAAAGCUGAGACGGGAGGAGGAGAUGAGGAGACUGAAAGAGGAGGUUGAACAUGUCAGGCAGCUGUUGGAUGAGAGUGAAAAAGAGCUGAAGAGGAGAGAGGAGGAGGUGGAAGGACUUAAAGUUUCAAAGAACCGUCAGAACCAAGCGAAAGCUGGUUUYAGUUCUGAGAGGAUUAGUGAAGACGAWGCCGUGUGUGAAAGUAUGGAUUCAUCACUACCUGGUGAUGUUCUAAUGGAGCGUUACUUGUCUUCAGCUCCUGUUGUGUGUUCACAGUCUUCAGUGAUGAAUGAAAGCUUUGAACAGUGCAGUCAGCUGAACAUAUCUGCAGACUCUAGUUUUGAGCUCAACAGUGACGUGUUCAGAGAUCAGCCUCUGCUGUCGGUCUCAAUGCGUAUCUGUGAUGAAGAUGAGAACAGCCCCAGCAUCACCAGCUCACAGUAUUGUGUCCSAGAAGCUGGUGAUUCCUGUCCUUCUUUUGCUCUCAACYCUCACAGCUCCACCUGUGGUGAGCUGGGGYUGAGMCRGCAGUUUGGAGACACRGGRUUGGAAAAAGAUCUACUGAAACAGCAGUGUGAGGAGCUCCACGAGGAGCUGGCUCUGAAGGAGCGGGAGCUGAACGUGUUACAGGAGGAAGUUAUGAAGAGUUCAGAGGAGCUGGAGGAAGCAAGGAGCAGGUGGGCUCAAGUAACAGAGGAGCUCARGCAAGCUCUCUCCGAACUUGAAGAAGAGAAGGAGAAAAUAAGAUAUAUGGAAGAAAAGAUGAACUUCAAAGCUCRCGAGCAAGAAAAUCUUAUCAACAAACUUGGUGCCUUCAUUGAAGAAAAAGAAAACACCGUAAUAUCGAUGGGACAAGAAGCAGAGASCGCAACGGAAACCUCACUGUUAGCUCCUGCCACCUUUCCACUGGAGGAGAAAGAUUCACCGGCAGAGGAGAAAAACUUUGUUCUCUCAUCUAAUCAGAACCAGCAGGAGCUGCUGCAGCUUUCGUCUCUGCAGGAGGUGGAGCUGAAUGAUUACUUUGCCAAAGAGACCACACAACCMAGAAGUGACAUCCAAAUGCAAAUAUUACAGUUGGCUGAAGAGAGGGAGAAAUGGGAGGAGGAGAAGCAGGAGAAAGAGAAACUCUUUGGUGUCACUCAUCUGUUGGAGGAACAGCUGAAGGAGAAGGAAGAGGAGGUGAAGGCUCUCCUUGAAAAGCAGGUCCUGGCUGUGAAGGAGGCGACAGAAAAGCUGAAGGCUUCUCACCGGCAGGAGAUAAAGGAUCUGAUGGAAAAACAUAAGCAGGAGGUUUCUGAGUUAAAUGCCAACAUAGAGGCAGAGCUACAGAAGCAGCGAGCCAGUAUGGAAGAAGAACAGACGCGACAGAUUAGCCUAAUCAAACAGGUCACUGAACGCGAGCAUGAGAGGAUGAUAUCAGAUCUGACUGCCAAACACAACGAGGAGCUGGAUCAGCUGAGAACAGAGGUGUCCCUGGAGCUGAGGGAGAGCAUGGAGGCAGCCCACCAGGCUGAGCUGCAGCAGGCACAAGCCCAAAAGACUUUGGAGCUCGAAGCCUUGCRUCUGAGUCUGACCACAAUCCACACGUCUCAGCUGGAGGUUUCUCAGGUAAACGUUCAGCAGGACCAAGAGUCCGCUYUCAGCAGGGUCCAGGACUCCAUGAAGGAGACAUUUGCCCAGGAGCGAUCACUCCUGGAGGYCCGCCAUCAGUCCGAUGUGAACCAAAUCAAGCAGCAGAGUCAGGAGCAGCAGGAUCGACUGCUGGAGCUGCACAAACAAGAGCUGGAUGAGUUCAAGCAGCAGUGGGAGACUCGUGUGGCUCAGGAGAGAGCUUUAAUGGAGGAAAAGCAGAAUAAAGAGAUACAGGCUCUAAGAGUUCAGUGGGAGACUGAGGCAGAGCAAGAUGUCCAAAGAUCUCUAUCGGAGAUCAGAAAUCGCCUCAACGCCACCCAGACAGAGCUGAGGAGCAAACAGACCUCCCUCACAGAGAUGAACAAAGCUUUAACAGAUGCCAAGGCAGCUCUUUGUCAAACGCAGGCAGAACUGCAGGAGACAAAAACUAGACUGGAGGACCUCCAAACUACCAGUAAAGAUGAAGUCCAGAAGCUAGAAGAGGAAGUAAAACRAGCCUGGACUGACAGAGAUGCAGCUGCCUAUUCUUUGGAGGAGCUGGUUUGUAGUCACAAAACGGUGCUGCAAGAGCUGGAGCAGCAAGUACUCCACCUUCAGGACAAAGAGCAGCAACUGCAGCAAGAGGUUCUGUGCCUAAAGGAGGAGAAAAAUAUGCUCAAAGAAAGCAAAGAACAGGAAGUAGGUCAACUGUGGACUCARCUGGAAAGCAUGAGGACGAGUCGUCAAGAGUUGGGAGAGCUCAAGGAGCAGUUGUUAGCUCGCUCAUCUCAAGUUGAUGACAUUGAGCGCCUAAAGACGGAGUUUAAUGAACAAAAGCGUGAAAUCAAAGAGCAGAAUGAGGCUGAGCUGGAAAACUUGAGGAGUUAUUUUGAGAAGCGGUUGCAUGCAUCAGAGGAGAGCUACAAAGAGGAAAUUGCUCUGCUCCAGCUGAGGCUGGUGGAAAGUGCCUUGGAGGAUUCUGUGCUCCAAACAGCAGACGACAACAUUUUGUCUCAAGUUAACGCCGAGGAGGACAAAGAUGCUUCCUCUGAUAGUGUCAGGCUGGAGAAACACAAGGAAUUGCUUGAUGCGUUGAGGCUUGAGUUGGAAGAGAAUCRUACGAUGGAGCUUUCCAAUCUGCAAUCUACUUUAAGUUGUUCUUUUAAGGAAGAUCUGGAGCAGGAGCGCUCAAACCUCACAGACCAUUACUAUAAAGAACUGCAGGACAUGAAGACUCGCCAUGCCCUGGAGCUAGAGCAACUCRGAGCAAAACUUUCUGACAGUCAUCUUAAAGAGCUUACAAGAGUUCAUCUGGACGCAGCAGGGCAGGUUGAGGCUGAGUUAGAACAGAGGACAUGGUGUCUCACUGAGGAGCUGCAGACGAGGGUCACACUCAUCCACUUCCUGGAGAACAGAUUGACUUCCUUGAGUAAACAGCGAGAUGCUGAAGCACUGUCAAAUGCUAAAAAUCUUGAGGAAAAACUGAAAGAAGAAAGGGAGAGAAUGCAGGAGAAAAUGAAGAAGCUGAAAGAAGAGCUUCAACAGGAACGUGAAAAUGAGAUCUCCACACUAAAAUCCAUGUUUGAAAAAGAGAGUGCGAGCCUUCAAAAAGCUUUUGACGAAGAGAAAGCGUUGAAGUCUGAACAGUUUGAUUUGGACAACCCUGAAAGCCCACAGGUCCUGCUGAUAAAACAGAGACUGGAGCUUCAGCAUGAAAAUGAGCUACAAAAGACAAAGAACUGCAUGUCUGCUGAAAUGAAAGAGCURACUGUUUUGCUUCAGGAGCAGAGUGAAGAGAAGCUACGCCUAGCUCAACAAAGGUUCCAAGAAGAGAAAGCUGCAUUAGAGCAGCGUUUGUUUCAGAACUACGAAACGUCUGUAGAAGAACUAAAAACCAAACACAAAGCUGAACUAGAACACGAAAGGACAGCUCUGCUAAACAAGCACUCCAAAGAAAUGGAUGAACUCGAAGCCAAACACAAAGCCCAGCUGGAGUCGCUCGGUGCCAGUCACAGGGAUCAGCUCGCRGCCGUGGCAGUUGAGCUGGAAAGUAAGCACAACGCUGAGCUCGUUGCCUUAGAAGCAUCCCUCAAAUCCAAACAAAAGGAGGACCUUGAAAGUUUGGAGGCUGCUUACCAGGAGACCARUCAGGCAAAGUUAGAGGCUUUAGAAGCAGAAUUAGCUCACAAACACCAGGAAGACCGGGAUGAGCUGGAGAGAAGGAUGCUGGGAAAUAUGGACACUUUAGAGACCACUUACUUGAAGGAGGUACAGGCCCUGCGUGAUGAAAUUGUUCAGCUUGAGGAGCGACAUCGUCAAGGCCUGCUUUGUCAGAGUGCAGAACACAAACGACUAACGGAGCGCCAAGCUGCAGAACAGGGGUCCGUCCGGGAAGAACUGAGGAAAGAGCUGGCUCAGGUCCAUAUGGAAAAGUUCAGAGCCAUGGCAGCUGAGCUCAGCCACGUUCACAAGGCUGAACUGGCUGCUCAAAAAGAGGCCUUAGAUUCUGAACACUGCAAAGCCUUAGAAAGUCUUAAGAAGCAGGUUUUGGAACUUGAACAGCAACACAGCRCUGCUCUACAGGAGCUCUCUCAGACCUACUCUUGUGAAAAAGAGCAGCUGAUUGAACAGCAUCAACUCCACSUUCAGGAACUAAAGGGAGCUUCUGCCCGUGAGUUGGAGGCUUGUCAUCGGGAGCUUGAAGAAGAGUCGUCAAGGCAACAGCUGUGCUUCCUGAAAGAGGCGGAGCUCCUUAAAGUCCAAUCAGAGGAGCAGCUACAGGACAGGAUUAAUCUGCUGAAGACGGAGUUUGAUGUGGAGAAGGAGGCGGAGCUUGAAGACUUGAGGCGGAGCUUCACCRCUGAACAGCAGGAAAAGGAACGGAGCUACACAGACAAAAUGAGCCAGCUCACUGCCCAGCUGCAGCAGCUGGACGCUGUGGUCACCCAGCUGCGAGCAGAGGUCGGGUGUCUGCAGGAGGAGCUGCAAGGAAAACAUGUAGAGAUGGAGACCAUGGACACCCUCCUUCAACGAAGGGAGCGAGAGAGUCAAGAGGGAGGCAACCUUCUGAAGAUGCUCACUGAUGACUUACAGGCUGCUAAAGAGGAGAGACACAGACUUCAUGAUGCAAAUGAGAAGCUGAGUAAAGUUCUGAUCGAGAUGCUCCGCUGCGUAACGGCAACAGAAGAACUGAUUGGACAAAAGAUCAACAUCCGAACAACCAAAACGGAGCUUGUGACUCAACGGAUGAGCUCAGCAGGGAACAAAGAUGCACAGGAAUCUGUCGCAGACAUGACAUCAGAGGACUCGGAGCUGACCCAGCUGCUCUGUGAGAGUCUUCUAGUUUCAGAUUCUCAGCUCAAUCCUGGAGGAGAAGAAUCUGCUCUGAAUGCUUGCAACAGGCUACGGCACACAGUCGACAUACUGCUGGAUCUGCUAAACCAAGCAAAUACACAGCUGGAGCAGACGCGCAGCGUUCAUCUGUCUUUGGAAGAGAAGUUCUCACAAAGCAAAGAAGACACCACCCAGCUCGUUGAGCAACACAAACUACUGAUGAAGCAGUUUGAUCAGGAGGCAAAGCUGAAGACUCAGYUCCAGGUGGAGCUCCACAAGGCAGAAGGGCUUGUCGAGGGCUAUGUGACUGAAAAGGCUGCCCUGGAGGAGUCUCUGCAGCAGAAAGAAACACAAGAAGAGAAGCUAGUGGAGGAGCUGGAGGGCCUGAAGGUGAAGCUGCACCACCUGCAAAGCCUCACCUCCGAGCUGGAAAGCCUCAGAACGAAGCAUCAAGAUCUGAGUGAAGAGCACGCACUUSUCCUGCGCCAGAAGGAGCAUCUCUCCGCUGGACUCAGAGAGAGGGAAAAAGCUUUGCUGGCAGAGACAGAGCGUUUGACUCAAGAAAAGCUGGAUUUGCAGCGGCAGUCAGAGAAAGACCACCGUUCUCUGUCACAGCGCCUCAGGACCCUGGAGAGAGAGCUGGAAGACCAGGAAACCAAAGACCUGGAGAAAGAGCAGCACCACAAGACCCACACGGAAGACCUGAGUCAGCGCGUGCAAGCYCUCGAGAAGCAGUUGAAACACAACAGACAGUUUAUAGAGGAGCAGGCUGUGGAGCGUGAACACGARCGAGACGAGUUCCAGCAGGAGAUCCGCAGGCUUGAAGCCCAACUCAAACACACMGCAGCUGUAGAUAACAAAGGACACAGGUUUGAGGACUUGGUUCUGCAGGUGGAGAGUCUACAAAGUAAUCUCAAAGAUAAAACUGAGGAGCACGCCUCUUUGCUCGCAGCCAAUCAGCAAGCCCAGCACGAUCUCGCUGAACGAAACGAAGAGAUAGACAAGUUAGCYGGCCGAAUCAGAGAGCUGGAACAAGCCCUCCUCAACAAUGCUGAGAGUGUUAGGACUGUCAGCCGCCUGGAGCAGGAAGUGCACAAAGCAAAGUUAAGAGAACAGGAGCUCACACAAGAUAAACUGGCUCUAGAGCAACAGCAACUGUCCAGCAGGCUUCAGAUCUCAGCUCUGCAGUCCAAACUAGAUGAGACAAGACAUUGUCACCAUGACAAUACCCGUGACCCCACCGAGGAGCUCAGGGACGCCUUGGACACUGCUCGGCAGAAUCUGCACAGCAAAGAGCAAGAGGUUGAAGUUCUGCUUGUCCAGCUGGAGAACGUGCAACGAGACUUGAGCAUUAAAGAAGCUGAACUAAAACACCUUACRCUUCAGCUGGAACUACUAACUAAUAAGCACGCAGCACAGGUGCAAGAGCUUCAAGAACAAAUUUCUGCCCUUAAUGAGAAAGCGUCAGCCCUGUCCAUACUUGAGGAAAAAGAGAAACAUGUUCAGAUUAAAGAAACUGAGGAGCAAACCCUUCCUGCUGCUCUUCUUCAGGAGAAAAACCAGGAGAUUGACCACCUGAACUGUGAGAUCCAAAGACUGGAACAGGAGCUGGAGAAUGCCAGGAAUGACAAAGCCMGUAUCUUGGAGGUUGAGCUCGAGGACCUGCGCUCCCAGGUCGAACAUCUUCAGUCGGAGAAUUCAAGAGUGCGCCAUGAAAAACAGGAAGAAGAGGAGCGCCUCCAUGAAGUCAUCAGCACUCUGCAGGCAGAGCUCGCCACCUUAGGUCCCAAUCUGCAUGAAGUCAGCGACUCUCAGGACGGCGACAGCAUCAACCCCUCUCCUGCACCCAGUCCUGAACCCCAGCAGCAUCUCCAAGAACAAGAAAGGAGGGGGAAACCAAAAAGUCUGAAGCACGAGAUCAGCCUGACGAAUUCUGCCGCCUGCUCUUCUCUUCGAUCUCGUCUCAAGGUCCUGCAGAGUCAGUAUGAGACUGCUGUGGCAGAGAAAGAAGGCCUGGAGCGAUUACUGCUUACCCAGGAGGAAGAGUACAGAGGACAAGUGGAGGAGUUUGGAAAGAGGCUCAACGCCGAGAGGGAAAAGUCAGACCAARUCCGAGGUCUCCUCACGCUGAAAGAAGCAGAGCUGGAGGAAGAGAGAGAAAAGAGAAAAUCAUCAUCAGAGGAGAAGAGGGACCAGUGGAAAGUUGAAGCUGUAGAGCCAAAUACCCUACGAGAAGAGAAGGCCAACCUUAACGCUCUGAUUUUAGAUUUACAAAACAACGAACAAGACCGAGAGAGAGAGAUGGAGAACCUGAAAGCAAAAGAGCAGGAGAUGACACGAGACAUGGAGGUCCUCAGAGAAAACAGUCUCAGUUUCCAGAGACAAGUCCAGGAACUGAAAGCUGAGAAGGUGGACAUGGAGAAACUGGUUAAAGAGGGAAGAGAGCAGAUCAAAACUCUGGAGGCUGCGAAGGAAGAGCUUUCUGCUGAACAAGAGGCGCUGCAGAGGAGAGAGAGUCAGCUGCAGGAGAAAACCCAGCGGCUCAGUCAGGAAGUUGCUUCAAUGAAAGUCCUUAUCCAGGACCUGACAGUUAAACUCAACGAAAAAGAAUCCAACCAAGAAGAAGCUCAAAAAGAGGUUUUGACCCGUGCUGAUGUGACCCUGGCUAAAGCAGAGGCUGCCUUGAGACAAAAAGAGGACGAGUUAGCCAAGCUAAGAGCUGAAUACGAGACACUAAGGACAGAGCUGACCGCAGUGAAACAAGGGCUGAGUACCACCACAGAGCGAGCUGAAACACUUCACCAGGAAGGACAGACCAAAGAUCGAGCUCUUGUUGACCUGGAAACAGAAAACAAGCAGCUGAAGGCGGAACUCCGACAGCUUCAAGAGGACCUGGCUUUACAGGAAGAGGAACUGGUCUACGAGAGAGAACUGCAGGGACACYGUCAACAGUGCCAUCAACACGAUACUAUUCCUUACCAAGAUGUUCCUCACAGGGGCUUUCAGGACGUUCUGACCGUCUCUCAAGAAGAAGCCUCUCUGAGUUCUCCAGAGGUCUUGAGAAGACUGGAAUGCUCCGAGGACAGACUCCCAGAACACUUCCAAACGUCUGCUCUGGACUCUCGUMUGCUUGAGCUCAGCAGUGUGAACAGCAUGGACCUGGAGCCGCCCCGGGUCAAACCUUCUCCCAGGGUUGCUGUGGAGCCUCCACACUCGAGGACCAUCACUCCAGAUCCCCUCACACAGACCAGCCACUCCCCCGGCUCCCUGUCGGCCUCUGACAACUUCUCUGCGCUCAACUCGGCAGACGCUGAUAAAGUGCGUGAGUUGGAGGAGUUUGAACUAACGGCACCUCCGUCUCCUCUUGGCUCCGCGUCUUCUCUGUCAGCACAAGAGUGGAACACCAGUGACGGUUACGGCAGCAAUGUGAGUUCUGAACUGGGCGCGCGGCUGAGAGCGGAGCUGGAAGAGACCGAAAGGCUGGACGCUCAGUUCAUUCAGUAUCUCCGCUGCCGAGGAAUGAACCCCACAGUCAACACGGACAGCGCYGCAGGAAGCAUGAGCUACAGUGACGACUUGUUGUCACCCGAGCUUCAGGGUCUGUUGAAGAAAGUGUACGAAGAAAGCUGCAGGAUUCUCGUUCUGAGCCAGCGCCACACUGCUCCUUCAGCCCAACCUCAUAUUUCAGAACUGAAAGCUUUCUCGCAGAGUCGGGUGCAGUAUCAUUCUGAAGGUAGAYCCGCUCAAAUGGACCACAGAGAAAAGGCACCAACGUCUGAUCCUCCCAUGACGUGGCAGCAGGAAAAGAGAGCGCUGCAGGAGACUGUGAUCGCUCUCAGAGAGCUGCUUUGUCGAAUGGCACAGAGACAAACUGAUUACAUCGAUGAUAACUGGAACCAAAGUCAACUACAGGCUGAAUCCCAUCUGAGGGCAGAGCUGGAGGAGAGCCAGAAGCAGUUAAAAUGUGUCCAUGAUGCUCUGCAAGAGCAAAAGAACAAAACUCUGUCACUCAGACUGACUAUGGAGGAGGGCGAGGAAGCUUUGAGGAGGGAACAGGCCAGGGUCGAGGCGCUUCAACAAGAACUGGAGCAAGAGAGAGCUCUGAGUGUGCGUAAAGAGAGAGAAGAAGAGGAAAGAAGAGAGGCAGUGCACAUAUCCUCUGAGAAGCACCGGAGUGAAGUGAUGACUUUAAAGGGUCAGCUGGAGCAGGAGAAGGUGGCCUGCAGCAACCUCCGACAGGAGCUCCAGAUCGAACAGUCCCGCAGUUCUCUGUUGGAGAAGCACUCAGAUGACACUCAAAAGCUGCUAGAAGGUGAACGCCAGCGUUUCGCACAUCAACAGGACCUCAGCCUGCAGGAAAAGUCCCGCGUUGAGCACCUCCUUCGCGAGGCCGAGUCUCGCCUGGCYGAGUUCCACUCCCAGCUCGCAGAUUCUCACAAGAAGUUUGACGAGGAGAGAGACCGUUGGUCCAGACAGGUAGACGAGCUCAGCCGGAGACACGAGGCCGACGCAGCCAGAGACGGCAAGUUCAUAUCGGACCUGCACUCCCAGCUGGAGGAGGAGCGAAGGCGGGGGGAGGAGCUGGCUGCCGUGAUGGACAGGCUGAGGGCUGAGCUGCUGCGGAGCAGAAGGAAGUGGGAGGAGGAGGACAAAACGAGGCAGGAGCAGCUUCAGAGGGAGCAGGAGGCUGCCACCAGGCAGAGAGCUGCACUGGAGACUCUGAAGGAGCAAAAACAGGAGGUGGCCUGUGCUUUAGAGGAGGAGCGAGAACGAGCCAAGCGCCAAGAGGUGGAGCUGGCAGAGCUGAAGGAGAGGCUGCGAACGCUGCUGGAGAAGGAGAGGGAGAGGGAGGUGCGACAGGAGAGAACCCAUAACAAGCUCUUGGAGUUUGAGUCACUGAGGCGGCAGGACCAGCAGCGAGUGCAGGAGCUGCAGCGCACUCUGACAGAGCUGGAAAGAGAGGAGAGAGAGAUGGCUGCUCAGAGGCUGUCUGGGUGGAGAUCAGGCCAGCAGCAUAAACCUCCAUCUGCACCAUGUCUGAGCAGCAACUCCCAGACUGACAGGGACCGGACUGACUGGGACCAGACUAACAGGGACCAGACUGACGUCUCACAGCAGCAGCAGAUUCCAUCCCCAUCAUCCUCCUCAUCCUCCAAGUUGGWUGUGUUACUGAGGAAGAACUCAGAGCUGACAGAGCAGGUGACAUCGCUGAGUCAGGAGAGGACCACCUACAAAAACAGGCUCACCUGUCUGGAGAAACAGCUGCGGCGCACAGAGAGCGAGCUCGCCAAGGUCACAGAAAUGGAGAACAGACCCAUUCAUGAGGCCAGCAGCAGCAGGCUGCAGCGUUACUAUGAGCGCUACCUGCGCGCUGAGAGCUUCAGGAAAGCUCUGGUUUACCAGAAGCGCUACCUGCUGCUGCUGUUAGGAGGGUUUCAGGAUUGUGAGCAGGCCACGCUGUGUCUCAUCGCUCGUAUGGGAGCAAGACCCUCGACCCCUCUUACGUCUCAGCGCAAACCCAUCGUGCGAUUCAGAACCAUAGUUCGAGUUGUCGUUGCAGUGUCAAGAAUGAGGUUCCUGACCAGGAAAUGGCAGAGAGCAAUCAAAAGAUUUCCUUUAUCUGGGAAUGGUAACAGACACGUUCCAGCAGGAUGUAAAGCUGAUGUUUUAAGGCAGCAACAGCAGCAGAGAUCAAAUUCUGACUCGACGCAGAACAGAGAAAGUGGCGCCCAGAGACACACAGCGUCAUCUCUAGUUCCACCMAGCAAAUCAUCUUUCAGGUUGCAYAUAAGGUUUGGCUACAUUUMAGCAGACCGAUGCUGUUUUGAAUUCAGAAGUAUUUGUAUUAAAUUAAAGCCCUUCUUCAAUGUUUUUCUUUUUGUCCCUCCUCAGGUCAUUCUCCAGCUCCAGUCUGGCCUCGGCACAUCCCAGUGGAGCAGCUCAGGAUCCAGAGCGAUCCCUGACAGAAUAUAUCCAUCAUCUAGAGAAAGUUCAGCAGCGCCUGGUGGGAACCAGGCAAGGUUCGUCUGAAUCAAAGUUAUCUCAACCACUGCAAGACUGAAUUUUAUUUGUUUUGUACCUGACCAGGUUUCACCUUGAUAGAAAGUUCAUGUCACACUUUUCACAUGUGAUUUUUUUUUACAAAUGUAUAGAUUAUUUUUAAAUAAAUUUGAAUGUAAUUUUUAUAUUAUAUUUACAUCCACUAUUUUGAAGGUUACUCAGAAAGCUGCAAAAAUAAAUACCUUUCAUAACUGUAAAUGGUGCUCUAAUUUCUGCUGUUUUGCGGCUUUAUGUACAUAGAGCUGAUUUCUAUUGUAUAAGUUUCUAAAUGUACACCGUUUUAUACUGAAAAUCUGAAAUUAUAACAUGCAUARUAUGUUGCAUAAAGUGGAACUCUAUGUGCUUUAGUGUUGAAAUGCAAUUGUUGGAGUAAUUGAUAAUAAACAAGCACAUGCMAAACUGAA
This is a messenger RNA of Austrofundulus limnaeus, 12561 nucleotides long. RefSeq names its product pericentrin (gene pcnt). Gene Ontology annotation, molecular function: molecular adaptor activity. The record is from RefSeq and is a predicted model, not a curated record. NCBI's taxonomy places the organism in Eukaryota, Metazoa, Chordata, Actinopteri, Cyprinodontiformes, Rivulidae. Gene Ontology annotation, biological process: signal transduction.